This is a messenger RNA of Nomascus leucogenys (northern white-cheeked gibbon), 2710 nucleotides long. RefSeq names its product adenosine A2a receptor (gene ADORA2A). Gene Ontology annotation, cellular component: membrane. The record is from RefSeq and is a predicted model, not a curated record. Gene Ontology annotation, molecular function: G protein-coupled adenosine receptor activity. Gene Ontology annotation, biological process: G protein-coupled adenosine receptor signaling pathway; adenylate cyclase-activating G protein-coupled receptor signaling pathway. Lineage: Eukaryota; Metazoa; Chordata; Mammalia; Primates; Hylobatidae.
GUGGGUGUGGCGCUGAGGAAGCGGCGGGAUGGAUGCGAGCCCGGGAGGAGCGCGCUGGGGGGCCGCGGGCGGGGGAUGUGGCGCGGUCCAGGCCCGUCGCGGCCUCGUCCUGACAGGGACACCUGCGGGGUCGUCCUUCCAGGAUCACCUGCGGGCCUCGCGGGCCGAUGCCUCGGGUCCCCCUCCGGCCUCGGUUUCUCCGCGCAGCGGGGCGGGGCGGGGGCAGCGCGGGUCUCAAAGCUGCCUGCAGGGGGCGCCCGUGAGCGGCGCGGCCGGAGCCGGAGACCGAGCGGCCGCCGAGACAGCGGGAGCCGGCGUGCGAGCCGCAGGUGCCUCAGGAACCCUGAAGCUGGGCUGAGCCAUGAUGCUGCUGCCAGAACCCCUGGAGAGGGCCUGGUUUCAGGAGACUCAGAGUCCUCUGUAAAAAAUCCCUUGGAGAGCGCCCUAGCAGGGCUGCACUUGGCUCCUGUGAGGAAGGGGCUCAGGGGCCUGGGCCCCUCCGCCUGGGCCGGGCUGGGAGCCAGGCGGGCGGCUGGGCUGCAGCGAUGGACCGUGAGCUGGCCCAGCCCGCGUCCGUGCUGAGCCUGCCUGUCUGUGGCCGUGCCCAUCAUGGGCUCCUCAGUGUACAUCACGGUGGAGCUGGCGAUUGCUGUGCUGGCCAUCCUGGGCAAUGUGCUGGUGUGCUGGGCCGUGUGGCUCAACAGCAACCUGCAGAACGUCACCAACUACUUUGUGGUGUCACUGGCGGCGGCCGACAUCGCGGUGGGUGUGCUCGCCAUCCCCUUUGCCAUCACCAUCAGCACUGGGUUCUGCGCUGCCUGCCACGGCUGCCUCUUCAUUGCCUGCUUCGUCCUGGUCCUCACGCAGAGCUCCAUCUUCAGUCUCCUGGCCAUCGCCAUUGACCGCUACAUCGCCAUCCGCAUCCCGCUCCGGUACAAUGGCUUGGUGACUGGCACGAGGGCUAAGGGCAUCAUUGCCAUCUGCUGGGUGCUGUCGUUUGCCAUCGGCCUGACUCCCAUGCUGGGUUGGAACAACUGCGGUCAGCCAAAGGAGGGCAAGAACCACUCCCAGGGCUGCGGGGAGGGCCAGGUGGCCUGUCUCUUUGAGGAUGUGGUCCCCAUGAACUACAUGGUGUACUUCAAUUUCUUUGCCUGUGUGCUGGUGCCCCUGCUGCUCAUGCUGGGUGUCUAUCUGCGGAUCUUCCUGGCGGCACGACGACAGCUGAAGCAGAUGGAGAGCCAGCCUCUGCCGGGGGAGCGGGCACGGUCCACACUGCAGAAGGAGGUCCAUGCUGCCAAGUCACUGGCCAUCAUUGUGGGGCUCUUUGCCCUCUGCUGGCUGCCCCUACACAUCAUCAACUGCUUCACUUUCUUCUGCCCCGACUGCAACCACGCCCCUCUCUGGCUCAUGUACCUGGCCAUCGUCCUCUCCCACACCAAUUCGGUUGUGAAUCCCUUCAUCUACGCCUACCGUAUCCGCGAGUUCCGCCAGACCUUCCGCAAGAUCAUUCGCAGCCACGUCCUGAGGCAGCAAGAACCUUUCAAGGCAGCUGGCACCAGUGCCCGGGUCUUGGCAGCUCAUGGCAGUGACGGAGAGCAGGUCAGCCUCCGUCUCAACGGCCACCCGCCGGGAGUGUGGGCCAACGGCAGUGCUCCCCACCCUGAGCGGAGGCCCAAUGGCUACGCCCUGGGGCUGGUGAGUGGAGGGAGUGCCCAAGAGUCCCAGGGGAACACGGGCCUCCCAGACGUGGAGCUCCUUAGCUAUGAGCUCAAGGGAGUGUGCCCAGAGCCCCCUGGCCUAGACGACCCCCUGGCCCAGGAUGGAGCAGGAGUGUCCUGAUGAUCCAAGGAGUUUGCCCCUUCCUAAGGGAAGGAAAUCUUUAUCUUUCUGGUUGGCUUGACCAGUCAUGUUGGGAGAAGAGAGAGAGUACCAGGAGACCCUGAGGGCAGCUGGUUCCUACUUUGGACUGAGAGGAGGGAGCCCCAGGCUGGAGCAGCAUGAGGCCCAGCAAGAAGGGCUUGGGUUCUGAGGAAGCAGACGUUUCAUGCUGUGAGGCUUUGCACCAGGUGGGGGCCACAGCACCAGCAGCAUCUUUGCUGGGCAGGGCCCAGCCCUCCACUGCAGAAGCAUCUGGAAGCACCACCUUGUCUCCACAGAGCAGCUUGGGCACAGCAGAGUGGCCUGGCCCUGAGACUGGGGAGUGGCUCCAACAGCCUUCUGCCACCCACACACCACUCUCCCUAGACUCUCCUAGGGUUCAGGAGCUGCUGGGCCCAGAGGUGACAUUUGACUUUUUUCCAGGAAAAAUGUAAGUGUGAGGAAACCCUUUUUAUUUUAUUACCUUUCACUCUCUGGCUGCUGGGUCUGCCAUCGGUCCUGCUGCUAACCUGGCACCAGAGCCUCUGCCCGGGGAGCCUCAGGCAGUCCUUCCCCGCUGUCACGGCUGCCAUCCACUUCUUAGUCCCAGGGCCAUCUGUUGGAGUGACAAAGCUGGGAUCAAGGACAGGGACUUGUAACAGAGCAGUGCCAGAGCAUGGGCCCAGGUCCCAGGGGAGAGGUUGGGGCUGGCAGGCCACUGGCAUGUGCUGAGUAGUGCAGAGCUACCCGGUGAGAGGCCUUGUCUAACUGCCUUUCCUUCUAAAGGGAAUGUUUUUUUCUGAGAUAAAAUAAAAAUGAGCCACAUCGUGUUUUAAGCUUGUCCAAAUGAGAA